AUGGAUCCCAUGGAAUCGUCUGGAGAAGAGAACUUUGAGGAAGAGAGUCACAAGCUGGUUGAUUCAUUGGACAAGCUUCGUGUUGAUGCGAGCUCAUCCUCCAAUUUCAAGAAGAAGCCUAUCAUUAUCAUUGUUGUUGGAAUGGCAGGCAGCGGAAAAACCAGUUUCCUUAAUCGUUUGAUCUGCCAUACUUUUGAUUCAAAGAGCCGUGGGUAUGUCUUGAACCUUGACCCUGCUGUUAUGUCUCUGCCGUUUGGUGCCAACAUCGAUAUAAGAGACACAGUCAAGUACAAGGAAGUCAUGAAGCAGUAUAAUUUGGGGCCUAACGGUGGAAUCCUCACUUCACUCAACUUGUUUGCUACUAAAUUCGACGAGGUUGUCUCUGUGAUUGAGAAACGUGCAGACCAGCUUGAUUAUGUCCUUGUGGAUACUCCUGGUCAGAUUGAAAUCUUUACGUGGUCUGCUUCUGGAGCUAUAAUCACUGAAGCUUUCGCUUCAACCUUCCCCACUAUCGUCACUUAUGUGGUUGAUACUCCACGUUCCACAAGCCCAAUCACUUUCAUGAGCAACAUGCUCUACGCAUGUAGUAUUCUCUACAAGACCAGGUUGCCUCUUGUCUUGGCUUUCAACAAAACCGAUGUGGCAGAUCACAAGUUUGCUUUAGAGUGGAUGGACGAUUUCGAGGUUUUUCAAGCAGCGUUACAGUCUGAUAACACGUACACGGCGACCUUAGCUAACAGUCUCUCCCUUGCACUCUUCGAGUUCUACCGCAAUAUAAGAUCUGUCGGUGUUUCUGCAAUCUCUGGUGCCGGAAUGGAUGACUUCUUUAAAGCCAUUGAAGCAAGUGCUGAGGAAUACAUGGAAACUUACAAGGCUGAUCUUGACAAGAGAAAGGCGGAGAAGGAGCAGUUUGAAGAAGAGCGAAGGGGAAAGGAAAUGGAGAAACUAAGAAAGGACAUGGAGAAUAUUGUAUGCAAUUUGCGUACAUUGUAA
Thlaspi arvense is the source of this 993-nucleotide messenger RNA. Lineage: Eukaryota; Viridiplantae; Streptophyta; Magnoliopsida; Brassicales; Brassicaceae. The record is from the annotation of a GenBank genome assembly.